Molecule: messenger RNA, 285 nt
Organism: Cinara cedri
Lineage: Eukaryota; Metazoa; Arthropoda; Insecta; Hemiptera; Aphididae
Source: the annotation of a GenBank genome assembly
AUGUCUAAAUUUUUACCUAAAGAUGGGUUUCAUUGGUAUACCGGAGAUAUAAGCGUAGCCCAUAUAAACACUAUGCUAAAUAACAUGGAUGAUGAAUCGGACGUUGAUAUGGUUUUGGAAAUUGACGUAUCUUACCCAGAAAAGUUACAUGAUCAACAUAAUGAUCUUCCAUAUCUACCGGAAAAAAUGGUCCCAACUGGGAGUAAACUACCUAAACUCACAGCGAAUUUACAAUAUAAAAUAAAUUAUGUGGUACAUUAUACUAAGCUAAUCCAUUACAGUUGA